Messenger RNA from Elgaria multicarinata webbii, 1190 nucleotides. RefSeq names its product allograft inflammatory factor 1 (gene AIF1). The transcript has 6 exons. NCBI's taxonomy places the organism in Eukaryota, Metazoa, Chordata, Lepidosauria, Squamata, Anguidae. Gene Ontology annotation, cellular component: ruffle membrane; actin filament. The coding region runs from base 97 to 531 and encodes 144 amino acids. Gene Ontology annotation, molecular function: actin filament binding; calcium ion binding. The record is from RefSeq and is a predicted model, not a curated record. Gene Ontology annotation, biological process: ruffle assembly; actin filament bundle assembly.
GGAAGGGGACAGUUUAGAACGAAAGAGAUCAACUCAGCAGGUCCAGGCGGGCCAAAAACGGAAUCAGGGGAGCCAGCCAAAGAAGGGAGAGGACCAAUGAACCCACAAGGAGGAAAGGCUUUUGGGGCGCUGAAGACUCAGCAGGAGGAACUCCUCGACUCCCUCAAUAAGGAAUUUCUGGAUGACCCCAAAUUCAGCACCGAUGAAGACCUUGCUGAAAAAUUAGAAAUCUUUAAGAAGAAAUACAUGGACUUUGACCUCAAUGCACAAGGUGAUAUAGACAUUAUGGCUCUGAAGCGUAUGCUGGAAAAGCUAGGAGCAGCCAAGACCCACCUGGAACUGAAGAAGAUGAUCACCGAGGUGACAGGAGGCAUGAGCGAAACCAUCUCCUACCGGGACUUUGUCCGUAUGAUGCUGGGCAAGCGGUCGGCUAUCCUUAAGAUAAUUCUGAUGUACGAAGAGAAAGCCAAAGAGAAGGAUGAGAAACCAGCUGGGCCCCCUCAAAAGAAAAAAAUUGCAGAUCUUCCUUAAAUAUCUCUGGCUGCUGUGAUUGACUCCAGCCUCUAGAUGGCGCUCUUAGAACAGAGAAGAGCCUCCCUUAUAAAAAAAAAAAAAAAAAACUAAACAAGUCCUGAGAAAGGAGUUCAUUUAAAAUACCGUAUUUCUUCGAUUCUAAGACGCACUUUUUUCCCAUAUAAACAUUUCUAAAAACGGGGUGCGUCUUAGAAUCGCAGGUGUGUUCAUUAUUUCUUAGAAUCAAAGCUUUUUUUUUCUGUUGGUGGGACUGAAAUUAGUGUGCGUCUUACAAUCGAUGGCGUCUUAGAAUCGAAGAAAUACGGUACUAUUUUUUGAAGUCCUCUCAUGGGAGAACCAAGUCUCAUUCAUUUAGAGGGCAGAGUAUUUUGCCUACAAGAUGAUUUGCGUUUCCACCCUCUAUUUUAAAAAACUGUGGUAAACUCACUAAAUAUAAUAGCCCACUGUACAUACAAAAAACAUUGUCAGUGCAAUCCUAUGCAGAUCUACUUGGAGGUAAGUCCCAUUGGGUUCAAUGGGACUUCCUUUUAUAUCCACUUACUUCGGAGUAAUAGCAUAAGAAGAACCGUAUCAAAGGCCUUAUCUAGUCCAGCAUUCUGUUCCCACAGUGGCCAACCGAAUGCCCCAAUGAGAAGCCCACAAACAGGACUCGUUGG